Molecule: messenger RNA, 1386 nt
Organism: Capsella rubella
Lineage: Eukaryota; Viridiplantae; Streptophyta; Magnoliopsida; Brassicales; Brassicaceae
Product: mitogen-activated protein kinase kinase kinase 17
Exons: 1
Coding region: 216-1247 (343 amino acids)
Biological process (GO): protein phosphorylation
Molecular function (GO): protein kinase activity; ATP binding
Source: RefSeq, a predicted model, not a curated record
CAGUCACGAGCUACAUGCUCUGUAUCUUCCCUCUGUUUUCUCUAUUUGCUAUUUACUUCAAUUCUCAUUCCUAUUCUGAAUUGGUGAAUCCAAUCCCAACCAAAAAAGGAAAACUUUUUUAAAACCCUAAAGAUCAUUGUUCCACCAAUCUUAUAAAAACGAAACCUUUCUUCAUAAUUCUCUCAUCUUCAUAAAAUCAGAAGCUUUUGUUUCCAAUGGAGUGGGUUCGUGGAGAAACUAUCGGGUUCGGAACGUUUUCUACUGUAAGUCUAGCGAAGAAUACUAAAGACUCCGGCGAGUUCCCGGCGGUUAUAGCCGUGAAAUCUGCGGACUCUUAUGGCGCCGCUUCGCUUUCGAACGAGAAAUCAGUGUUGGAUUCACUCGGUGAUUGUCCUGAGAUCGUACGGUGUUACGGCGAGGAUCGAACGGUCGAGAACGGUGAAAACAUUCAUAACUUGUUGUUAGAGUACGCUUCGAGAGGAAGCUUAGCGACGCAAUUGAAGAAACUUGGCGGUGAGGGUUUACCGGAAACCACCGUACGCCGCUACACGGGAUCGGUGCUCAGAGGGUUACGUCACAUCCACGCGAAAGGGUUCGCUCACUGCGAUGUAAAACUCGGGAAUAUUCUGUUGUUUAGCGACGGCGCCGUUAAAAUUGCGGAUUUCGGGUUGGCGAGGAGAGUUGACGGAGUUUUAACGCCGUCAAAAGAAGGAGUGGAGAUUAGAGGAACGCCUUUGUAUAUGGCGCCGGAAUCUGUUAACUUUAACGAGUAUGGAUCAAAGGCUGACGUGUGGGCGUUGGGAUGCGCUGUAGUUGAGAUGUUUAGCGGCAAAACGGCGUGGAGUGUGAACGAUGACUCACACUUCAUGUCGCUUUUGAUACGUAUCGGUGUCGGCGAAGAGUUACCGAAGAUACCAGAGUUGUUGUCGGAAGAAGGCAAAGAUUUCUUGUCCAAGUGUUUUGUUAAAGAUCCCGAGAAAAGAUGGACGGCUGAGAUGCUUUUGGAGCAUCCGUUCGUGGCCGUUGGUUAUGGUGACGAUCGAGAAGAGUAUGUUUUGGAGCUGGAGGAGGAAAAAGUAGCGACGUCACCAAAGUGUCCAUUCGAGUUUCCCGAUUGGGAAUCUAUAUCGUCGGAUUCACACACGCAGUUUCAGCCGUCGGAUGCUCCGGUAGAGAGACUUGGAAGUCUGGGUAGUGAAACGUUCCCUGAUUGGUUCUUCGGCGGGGAUUGGGUCACCGUCCGGUGACGGGAGUGGCAUAAAAACAGAGUCGAAGGCUAGGUUUUUUUUAACACCUAGUUAUGAUCUUUAGUUCAAUGACGCUUAAUUAGUAUUCUUUAUGUGUAAUCGAUUUGUUAAUACAAUUCAAUGAUAGAAAAAAAAAGUA